Messenger RNA from Suillus bovinus, 969 nucleotides. RefSeq lists its product as uncharacterized. The transcript is spliced from 12 exons. The annotation marks the transcript as partial. The record is from RefSeq and is a predicted model, not a curated record. Lineage: Eukaryota; Fungi; Basidiomycota; Agaricomycetes; Boletales; Suillaceae.
AUGAGUAGUGGUUCCCCUACCGCAUAUCUUGUAUGGUCUAUACUAGCAUGCUUGUUCUUCUGUUUCCUCAUAUUUCAUCUUUGGGAAUAUGAUAGAUUCCAAUGUCUUAAGUGGAGCGAGUCUGGAAGACAGCCUGGUGCAUUCAAACGGUUUAUGUCGUACACCUACAUAGCAACCUUGACUCUCCUCGUGAUCUUCAGCGUGGCAUAUACGUUCAUAAAGUUCAAAGAAGGUCGCUUUAUCAUCACCCCAGAAGGGACUAUCUAUCCAAAACCUAUCGAGUUAUAUACAACUAGUCACAAAAAGUGGAUACUGCCUCUUUUGUUUUUGUUUAGCGCAGCAUGGGCUUGUGAGCUCAUCACACACUGGGAAGAAUUGACAUUCUGGCUCUUCAUCCUCCAUCAAGGCCCUAAGAUGCGGCUUUGGUUUGACAGCUGGGAGUUCCGAGUUUGGCUACUUGGCACGGUCGUAGCGGGGCUAGGAAUGCCCUUGACCACUCUUAUUUCCCGUCGGCAGCUUGAUAUGUGCCAGGCUUGGAUUUUUCUGGUCGGAUCGUCUGCCUCGACGGCAACUACCCUUUUGUUUCUGUAUGUUCUAGCAAGGUUUCCAGAGUUCAUUCGUCGGGUGAAAGCGGAUGGAGGGGAGCCAAAAAUUGUCUUACGCCUCGUAAUGUUUUAUCAGUUGAAUUUCGGACGAGUUUUGUUUAGGUUCUUGUUCACUAUUCCGCUAUUCAUUUUGGCAUUGGAUGGUGUACAAGGAAGUCACUCGAUUAACGAAAAUCCCCAUGCGUGGGACGUUUUACUCAAUCUGCUACUAGAUUUCUUGAUUGUGUUGGGCGGAAUUGGUUGCUUUGUCUCUUCGUUCAUGACCCUUUUGAUAUUCUUCCCGCGAUCACUCACCCAAGAGCUUGGUUAUACCACUGCCCUCAUACCGUCAUCUAUAGUGAACAAACAACCGAUGACGGCAUCG